This is a messenger RNA of Osmia bicornis bicornis, 2097 nucleotides long. It is a transcript of the gene Dic1, whose product is annotated as mitochondrial dicarboxylate carrier. Gene Ontology annotation, molecular function: antiporter activity; thiosulfate transmembrane transporter activity; malate transmembrane transporter activity. Bases 362 to 1234 code for a protein of 290 amino acids. NCBI's taxonomy places the organism in Eukaryota, Metazoa, Arthropoda, Insecta, Hymenoptera, Megachilidae. Gene Ontology annotation, biological process: oxaloacetate transport; thiosulfate transport; malate transmembrane transport. The record is from RefSeq and is a predicted model, not a curated record. The transcript is spliced from 9 exons.
AUUAAUAGUCUACGUUUAUCGUUUUACGGUUACUUUUGUUCAAAUUUAUAUUAAAUGAUUUUCAUGUAUUAUACUUUUCAUUGUAUCAAUACACUUUUAUUUAAUAAACAAUUUACUAUAAUCAGUAUAAUAUAUUCUAUAGAACUUUGCACUUAUACGCACGCAAAACCAAUAUUUAUGAUCUACAUAUAUGCUAUUGACAGAAUUAAUUUAUAACGAGUCACGAUUGAACGUACAUAUACGUUUUCCAUUAUGUUGUUAAAAUAUCUAUAACUAAAAUGGUAAUUAUCAUUUUCCUGUAAUAUAUUUACUAUGUAAAUAUAUAAAAAGAAAAGGUAUUAGUUAAUGAAAUAUAGAAAAUAUGGAAGAUAAAACGCAAAAGUUAUCACACUGGUAUUUUGGCGGACUUGCUUCUGCAGGUGCUGCUUGUGUAACCCAUCCCUUAGACUUGUUGAAGGUUCAUUUACAAACGCAACAAGAAGGUAAAAUAUCUAUAGUACGAUUAACAACUUCUAUAGUACAAAAUCAAGGAAUCUUAGCUUUAUAUAACGGUCUUAGUGCUUCAUUACUUCGCCAACUUACGUACUCUACAACAAGAUUUGGAGCAUAUGAAGUGGGUAAACAAACUUUUGAGACACCUGGACAUCCAUUAUUAUUUUAUGAAAAAUUAUUACUAGCGGGAUUAUCUGGUGCAGUUGGCGGAGUUCUUGGAACACCAGCAGAUAUGAUUAAUGUACGCAUGCAGAAUGAUAUAAAACUUUCACCUGAGCUUAGAAGAAAUUAUAAGCAUGCUUUGGAUGGAAUAGUAUGUGUAGUUCGACAAGAAGGUGUAGGUCAGUUAUUUAGUGGAUGUUCUACAGCAACAUUAAGAGCAGCAUUAAUGACUAUUGGACAACUAAGCUUUUAUGAUCAAGUUAAAAUUACAUUGAUAGAAAGUGGUUAUUUUCAAGAUAAUCCUGUAACUCAUGUAAUAUCAAGUGUAGCUGCAGGUGCGGUAGCUACAACUCUUACACAACCAUUAGAUGUUUUAAAGACACGAGCAAUGAAUGCUAAACCUGGAGAAUUUAAGAGCUUAAUGGAUCUAUUUUUAUAUACUGCUAAACUUGGGCCAUUAGCUUUCUUUAAGGGAUAUGUACCUGCAUUUAUCAGAUUGGCUCCACAUACCAUUCUUACUUUUGUCUUUCUGGAACAAUUGAGAGCUAAUUUUGGAUUCUAUCCUACUACUGUAAAAUGAUCAUAAACAUCUGGUGAUUAGGUGAUGUAUUUAUGUAGGAAUUGUACAAAACAAAUAAUUAGCACAAAUAUGAUGAAAAUAAGUCACGGAACGUUUGUCCUAAUAUUGCUAACAGCUAUAAUUUGAAUUAUAGCUGUUUUAUACUUUGUGAGUUAACUUAUCAAGCUCAAUGAUCCAUCCAAAUAUUUAUAAAUAAUACUUCAUGAUAAUUUCCGAAUUAUCAUUAGUCCAAUUUGUUUAUAAUAAUAUACAUAAAUAUGCAAAAAGCUUGUUACAAUAGUUUUAAAGUAAAUAACACUCAUAGAAAAAUAUUAAAUAACUAAAUUCAGAUAGGACAAACGUUACUUUUUAGGUUGAAUUUGUUGUUAAAUUUAUGUGUACGUUACGAACUAUCUUGUAUCAAAUUUUUAUAUCUUUACAUUAUCAUUUUUUUAAAUUUUACCAUAAUCAUAUUUGUACAAAUGUUAAAGUAUAUUGAUAUUUGUAACAUUUACAAAUUAUUAUUGUUAUGCUAACGAUACGCAAUUAGCACGCAAAUUAUUUUACAAAGAGAAAACCAAUAUUUUUGUUAUGUUUUGUAUAACUAUAUAAUUAUUAAGAGAUUGAUAUCUCAAAGCAUUAUCGUUUUCUAAGCUGGAUAUAAAAUAGUUUCAUAGUGGUUCAUACAUUCCUAAAAAUAUCAUUAUACUUAUAAUACUAUUGUAUACAGAGUUAUAUUUUUUGACAUACAACAGUAUAUUUUCCUUAUGCAAAACUAUUCGUUUUAUAAGUGUUGACAAAAAGUCCUUAGAACAAAAUAUUUUUUUAAUUUGUUAAAAUGUUAUAGAAAUUCUAUCAAAAUAAAUUUAUCCUGUAGCUAUAAA